CAUGAUCACCAAAUUUUGGCAACUCUAUAGAGUUCUUGACGAGCACAAGGCCAGAGCCGACGUGGUCUUGCUUGCGGCUGCGAAGAAGAAAGCUCGUCAGUUGCAGUACGAGGUGCGCUGGGUUGCCGUCUCGCAGUACUACCACUACUACCUGCACCAAAAGAUGCCCAAAACUCAAGCGCAGAAGCUACGACUUACCUUGAGCAAGGAGCAGUUCAUGAUGGUUGUUCCUCGUUGGUGCUAUGGAAGGCAUGACGGAUGGGCGAGUUUGGUGGAUAGGUGGCUCGGCGCCGAUGCAGAGUUUGCUGCCAAGAGCAUCAAGGCCCGGGCUAACCGUGGAGACGACGGGACACACGGCCAAGGAAACAGGAACCACUGGGGCUUCAAGGCCAUGAAGGAGGACAAGUUGAAGAGGCCGCUCUCAGACAUGGAGUCGUGGACGCUGGCCCGCGAGCGGAGUCAUCGCAAGGAGGGCGAGAGCCAAUCGACGACACGGCGGUGGUGGCCAUCCAGGGGAAUAAGAAUGGCCGGUAUCCGUGUUUCGAUGGCUUGA
Molecule: messenger RNA, 553 nt
Organism: Triticum urartu
Lineage: Eukaryota; Viridiplantae; Streptophyta; Magnoliopsida; Poales; Poaceae
Source: RefSeq, a predicted model, not a curated record